CCACGUCUUCCUGAAGCUUCUCCAGUGCCCAGGUGACACAUUCCAUGAGGAUACUGGCCUCCUGCAUCUGCACAGCGAGGUGUAAAGAGAGGAGAAGCUAUGACCCCCACCCUCAGGGCCCUGCUCUGCCUCGGGCUGAGUGUGGGCCUCAGGACCCCAGUGCAGGCAGGGCCCAUCCCCAAACCCACCAUCUGGGCUGAGCCAGGCCCUGUGAUCCCCUGGGCUAGCCCCGUGACCAUCUGGUGUCAGGGGUCUCCAGAGGCUGAGGAGUACCAUCUGGAUAAAGAGGGAAGCCCACGACCAUGGAAAAUAGAGAAGCAACUUGAGCCCGGGGACAAGGCCAAGUUCUCCAACACAUACAUCACAGAUGUACAUGCAGGGAUAUUUCACUGUUACUAUCGCAGCCCUGCUGGCUGGUCAAAGCACAGUGACUUCCUGGAGCUGGUGGUGACAGGAUCCUACCUCAGACCCAGCCUCUCAGCCCUGCCCAGCGCUGUCGUGCCCUCAGGAGGGAACGUGACCCUCCAGUGUGGCUCAGGGCAGGGAUUUGGCAGGUUCCUUCUGACUAAGGAAGGAGAUCACAGGCUCUCCUGGACCCUGGGCUCAGAACCACAAUCCAGUGGGCGGUCCCAGGCUCUGUUCCGUGUGGGCCCCGUGACCCCCAGCCACAGGUGGACGUUCAGAUGCUAUGGCUGUUACAGGAACAGGUCCCACGUGUGCUCACACCCCAGUGAUGCCCUGGAGCUCCUGGUCCCAGGUAAGUCUGGGAAGCCCUCCCUCCUGAGCCAGCAGGGCCCCAUCGUGGCCUCUGGACAGAGCCUGACCCUCCAGUGUCGCUCUGAUGUCGGCUAUGAC
This is a messenger RNA of Myotis brandtii (Brandt's bat), 855 nucleotides long. Its product is annotated as leukocyte immunoglobulin-like receptor subfamily A member 6. Gene Ontology annotation, biological process: cytokine-mediated signaling pathway. The record is from RefSeq and is a predicted model, not a curated record. NCBI's taxonomy places the organism in Eukaryota, Metazoa, Chordata, Mammalia, Chiroptera, Vespertilionidae. The annotation marks the transcript as partial. Gene Ontology annotation, molecular function: inhibitory MHC class I receptor activity. The transcript has 6 exons.